This is a messenger RNA of Pyricularia oryzae 70-15, 3280 nucleotides long. RefSeq lists its product as uncharacterized. The coding region runs from base 1028 to 2716 and encodes 562 amino acids. The transcript has 3 exons. Gene Ontology annotation, biological process: transport. The record is from RefSeq and is a predicted model, not a curated record. Lineage: Eukaryota; Fungi; Ascomycota; Sordariomycetes; Magnaporthales; Pyriculariaceae. Gene Ontology annotation, molecular function: transporter activity.
CGCUCGUCAGCCAUCCCUCGCAGCGCCUGCUGUUAACUUGCGGGGAGGUUUUGUGUUAGGAUUUCCAUUCAUGCGCAUCGACUCCCUCAAAGCCCUUCUUUUUGCCUUGCUUUGAAAGCAAAACCACUUUUUUACUUUUUUUUUUCCAGCAAAGAGGUUCGUUCGGGACGGCUUGUCGCUCAUUUCCAAUUUUAUCCGCCUAUCCCGUUCCUCGUACUGCAUGCAACCCGCUCUCUCGUCAGGCUGGCCCACGACAAAGAAAGAAUCCAAUCCGCAGCCUCGUUUGGUGUUUCCUAUUCUUUCCCUUGCCUGUACGGUAAUCGCGAACUGUCGUUUCCUGACGCAAGCUCCCACAAAAAGCCAACAGGAAUAACACACCGUCGCAAAGUGGCAAGACCAACAACCCGCGCGACCGUCAUCCGAAGAUCAAACUAAUCCACUUCAGACCGCAAAAAAAAAAAGCAGGAGGGAAACAGUAAGCAGUUACGACUGAGACUUAAGCAAGUAUUAGUUGUCACAAACCAGCACUACUGUAUCGCAGCACGCGCACGACUUGCCGACUUGGUUAAUGACACUUGAAAUAUCAACUCCGCCAACGGACCCUAUCGACCUGUUUUGUCAACUUGACGUUCAUCGAACUCCACUCUUAAGCGACGCGACGCGAACGCAGCUCGAUUGACCGGUGGCUCCCUACUGCUAUGCCUAGGACGAGCCCUAGCGACACUUCUAGAUCGGAUCUGCAAACCGAGUCGAACAGGCUGCUGCGAUUGAAGGAUCGAAUUGCAGGAGCAACCGAUACUGCAUCUCGUUGAACGGUCCCUCUUCGGCCUUUCGAAGCCCUCAGCCUAGCAUUUGGUUUCUCUCGCGGCGCCGGAACCUUCGGACCUUUACGAGGGACUGGCUCAGUUGCCGUCUUCCCUACCAACCUUACUCACAUAACUUCGUUGGGUAUACAGAGUUACAUAGUACUGGCGACGACGGCGGUCACCCUCAACUGCGCACUGCGCCCGCCUGAGAAGCCGGAGCCAUGGGGCUCACUUUCAAUACAACAUGCAAUGCCACACUGGACGAGAUGAGGAUCGGACCCGAAGAUGAGAUACCCAUCGUUGGCCCCUUGCGAUUCCACGACCUCGCCCUGGUAAUUGCCUCGGCAUCGACAUUGGUGGCUGUCGCCUUGAGUUUUUUCUUGAUAUUUAUGCAUGCGACACAUUACACCAAGCCCAAUGAGCAACGGCACAUUAUUAGGAUCCUCUUUAUGGUGCCAGUGUACUCCCUGACCUCGCUGCUCUCGCUAAAAUAUUACUGGCACGCCAUAUACUUCACAAUCAUCUCCGAGUGCUACGAGGCAUUUGCUAUUUCGGCCUUCUUCGCCUUAAUGUGCCAUUACAUUGCGCCAGAUCUUCACGAGCAAAAGAAGUUUUUCCGAGCGCUGACGCCAAUCAAGCCAUGGGUGUGGCCACUCGACUGGUUCCGUGCCUGCUGCUGUGGCCAGAGAGGGCCUUGGAGGACACCUGCUAAUGGGCUUACUUGGUUCAACAUCAUCUGGAUUGGCAUCUACCACUACAUUGUCAUUCGAGUCGCGUGCACAAUCACUGCCGUUGUCACGCACUACUUCCACAAGUACUGUGAAAGCAGCAACAGCCCGGUGUUUGCACAUAUCUGGGUGCUUGUUAUUGUGUUCAUAGCAGUUGGUAUUGCCAUGUACUGCCUGAUUCAGUUCUAUGUUCAGCUGAAGGAGGAGCUGGCAGAACACCGGCCAUUCCUGAAGAUAUGCGCCAUUAAGCUUGUCGUCUUCCUCUCUUUCUGGCAGUCGGCUGCCAUCUCGGUGGCAACCGCCCAACUGGAGAUCGUCAAGCCCAACGAGAUAAUUGCGUAUCCAGAUCUCAAGGUCGGGAUCCCAUCUCUGCUUCUCUGUAUCGAGAUGGCACUCUUUGCCAUAUUGCACAUCUGGGCCUUCCCCUAUUCGCCAUACCGCGUUGGGGCCAAGCCUACCUUCUACCCCGUGGCAGAUCCAUCGAGUGGAGAAGCGCCCAAACAGAGUAUACAAUUACCACCUUCGGGAGGGUUCCUAGGCCUAGCUGCUCUUUGGGAUGCCCUGAAUAUCUGGGAUUUCAUCAAGGCGUUUGGGAGAGGUAUCAGAUGGCUCUUUGUCGGGGUCAAGCAAAGGGGUAAAGAUGGUUCAUACGGGGGUCACAGGCGUAAAGGAAGCAACAGUAGCAGCGGAGAUCUUGAUCUUGGCAAUCUGGCAAAGAGCAGGAACGGGUUCACCAGCACUGAUCACUUGCCAAUUGCGAACCAGUUCCGGCGUAGCAAGUUCAUGUUCGGCGGGGGAGGUAACGGCUCUUCCAACAGCACAACAGGCAACGGCUCACGCAGCCUAGCCCGGCCACGACUGUCGCCUGUGCCUCAAAGCCCGGUCAGUGUCAACAGACCGACGAUUAUAGAGGAAGAAGACAGCGGGCUGAUCGCGAACGCGGCGGAGCCUGGUAGGCGUGGUGUCCCAGAACCCCCAUCGCCGUAUCGAGACCACUACCCGGGGGAUCAUGCCAACGAAGAUGCUAUGGCGGCCUUUCCGGUCCCUCCUGGGGCUUAUGGCAACCAACCACAGUCUCAUGAUGAGAUGGCAUAUUCCCAGCCUUUCACACCUACUAGGAAUUUCUCGCGGGGUGGUUCGCAGGCCCCUUCUGGUCGAGUGCUUCUUGGGCAGCAGAGGUGACAUUUGUAACGAUGGCACGAUUUUCAAUUCUCUUUCUUUUUCUUACGACAAGCGUGGUUGUAGACUACCAUAUACAUACAACAGCCCUACAACAAACACCCAAACCUUUCUCAGCAUGCGCCAAUAAACAAACGUAUUGGCCCUUGUUUCCUUUGAUUACGACAGGCGGAUACCCCUUAAAUUUGACAUUAAACCAGCCGCAAUGGCUGCUUGCAUUUGGUGGGCAGUCUAACAACCAGCACGUGCAGACUUUCCUUGUUUUCUUGCUCCACGCCUCCUGAACUUCUUAAAUUCCUACAAAAAGGAAUAAACAUAGCAUGGCGUGUCCGAAAAAUAGCAGGCAGCCUAUGAUGGAUGACCUGAUACAGUCUAUUGUUAUCAUCUUUUUCAUUUUGACAAGGCCGCCAACGAUUCGGCUGGUAACUUGGGCUUUAAUCCUUGUUUUCUUUUUAGCUGUCAUGACGAAACACACUACGAUCUAGAACUAGAUAAUCAACAAGGACACACCUGAGUUUGACAUGGUUUCUGUGCAAUCACUGUUUCCGCUAGUGGUUAUUGAUCCCC